Messenger RNA from Pteropus alecto (black flying fox), 4797 nucleotides. RefSeq names its product ArfGAP with SH3 domain, ankyrin repeat and PH domain 3 (gene ASAP3). Bases 5 to 2944 code for a protein of 979 amino acids. The transcript has 25 exons. Gene Ontology annotation, biological process: cell migration; positive regulation of GTPase activity. Gene Ontology annotation, molecular function: protein binding; GTPase activator activity. NCBI's taxonomy places the organism in Eukaryota, Metazoa, Chordata, Mammalia, Chiroptera, Pteropodidae. The record is from RefSeq and is a predicted model, not a curated record. Gene Ontology annotation, cellular component: cytoplasm; focal adhesion.
CGCCAUGCCCGAGCAGCUCAGCGUCGCCGAGUUCCUGGCCGUCACCGCGGAGGACCUCAGCUCCCCGGCGGGGGCCGCCGCCUUCGCCGCCAAGAUGUCCCGGUGCCGGGGGGCGGCACUGGCGCGAGAGGAGAUCCUAGAAGGAGACCAGGCCAUCCUGCAGAGAAUAAAGAAGGCUGUGCGGGUGAUCCAUAGCUCCGGCCUUGGCCAUGUGGAGAACGAGGAACAGUACCGAGAGGCCGUGGAGUCCUUAGGCAAUAGCCACCUGUCCCAAAACAGUCAUGAGCUGUCCACUGGCUUCCUGAACUUGGCCGUGUUCACCCGCGAGGUGGCUGCACUCUUCAAGAACCUGGUUCAGAACCUGAACAACAUCGUCUCUUUCCCCCUGGACAGUCUCUUGAAGGGGCAACUGAGGGAUGGGCGACAGGAUUCCAAAAAGCAGCUGGAGAAAGCAUGGAAGGACUACGAAGCCAAAAUAGCCAGGCUGGAGAAGGAGAGGGACCGGGCCAGGAUGACAGGAGGGAGCCCAGGGGAGGUGGCCCAGGACACACAGAGAGAGCGGCGAGUCUUCCAGCUGCACAUGUGUGAGUAUCUGCUCAAAGCCGGGGAGAGCCAGAUGAAGCAAGGGCCUGGUUUCCUGCAGAGCCUCAUCAAGUUCUUCCACGCCCAGCACAACUUUUUCCAAGAUGGCUGGAAGGCUGCUCAGAGCCUGUCCCCCUUCAUUGAGAAGCUGGCAGCCUCAGUACAUGCACUGCAUCAGGCCCAGGAAGAGGAGCUGCAGAAGCUGACCCAGCUCCGGGACUCCCUCAGAGGGACGCUUCAGCUUGAAAGCAGAGAGGAGAAUCUGAGCCGGAAGAACUCAGGUGGCGGCUACAGCAUCCACCAGCACCAAGGCAACAAGCAGUUUGGGACGGAGAAGGUGGGCUUUCUGUACAAGAAAAGUGAUGGAAUUCGAAGAGUCUGGCAGAAAAGGAAGUGUGGAGUCAAGUAUGGCUGCCUGACCAUCUCACACAGCAUGAUUAGGAAGCAGAGGCCUAAGAGUUUGGGAGGUCCAGAGGGUAACAUGUAUAUCCUCCACCCCAACUUCGCACAGAUAAACCGGCCCCCAGUGAAGCUGACCCUGCUGACGUGCCAAGUGAGGCCAAACCCCGAGGAGAAAAAAUGCUUUGACCUGGUGACCCACAACAGAACAUACCACUUCCAGGCGGAAGAUGAACAUGAGUGUGAAGCGUGGGUGUCAGUGCUGCAGAACAGCAAGGACGAAGCCUUGAGCAGCGCCUUCCUCGGGGAGCCCAGCGGCAGCCCAGUGCCGUGGGGGUGCACCGGGCUGGACGGGGAGCCUCAGGAUGUCACCAAGCUGCUCAUCUCCGAGGUGAAGAGCAGGCCCGGGAACCGCCAGUGCUGCGACUGCGGGGCUGCAGACCCCACGUGGCUCAGCACCAACCUGGGCGUGCUCACCUGCAUCCAGUGCUCUGGCGUCCACCGCGAGCUGGGCGUGCGCUUCUCGCGCAUUCAGUCCCUCACCUUGGACCUGCUGGGCCCCUCCGAGUUAUUGCUGGCCUUGAAUAUCGGAAACGCGCGCUUCAAUGAGGUCAUGGAGGCCCAGCUGCCCUCACACGGAGGCCCUAAACCCUCAGCUGAGAGUGACAUGAGCGGCCGCAGGGACUAUAUCGUGGCCAAGUAUGUGGAACACAGGUUUGCCCGGCGGUCCACUCUGGAGCCUCAGAGACUCUGGACGGCCAUUUGCAACCGAGACCUCCUGUCGGUUCUGGAGGCGUUUGCUAAUGGGCAGGACUUCAGACAGCCGCUGUCAGGGCCGGAUGGGCAGGCACCUGGAGAGCUCGCCUUGCACUUGGCCAUCAGAGUCGCCAACCAAGCCUCCCUGCCCCUCGUGGAUUUCAUCAUCCAGAAUGGCGGUCACCUGGAUGCCAAGGCUGCUGAUGGGAACAGCGCUGUGCACUACGCUGCUCUCCACAACCAGCCCGACUGCCUCAAGCUGCUGCUGAAAGGGAGAGCUUCAGUUGGCACAGUGAAUGAGGCAGGAGAAACAGCUCUGGACAUAGCCAGGAAGAAGCAACACAAGGAGUGUGAGGAACUGCUAGAGCAGGCCCAGGCUGGGGCCCUGGCCUUCCCUCUACAUGUGGACUACUCUUGGGGAAUUUCCACAGAGCCUGCCUCUGACAGUGAAGAGGAUGAGGACGAGAAGCAGCGCUGCCCUCUGAAGCCCCCAGCCCAGGUCCGCUGGGCCAGUGGGAGGAUGGACAUCAGCAAUAAGACCUACGAGACUGUUACCAGCCUGGAACCAGCUGCUUCUCAGACCCAGAGUGAGGAUUGCCCCCCACCCUUGCCGGUCAAAAACCCUUCUCGGACCAUGGUCCAAGAGCGUGCAGGACAUACCAGGGGAGAUCGUUCUGAAGUCCCCGGCCUGAGCUCCGAGCCUCCUGAGGUCCCUGAGAACCCGGGCAGUCCAGCCUCCUCCUCCAGCCUCACAAGCCCUGUGGAACUUGCGGGUGCCAACCAGUCCCCUCACAGCUCUGAAGAGGGCCUCUGGGAGCCCCCGGGCACCUCCCGACCCAGCCUGACAUCUGGAACCACCCCUGCAGAGCCGUAUCUCCCCGUCAGGUUCAGGGGCUCGCUGGGCACAGAAGUCACGUUGGCCUUUCCCUGCCUUCCAGCUCCGAGAGUACUCGCUCCUAUCGGCGGGGGGGCCGGAGCCUGGAAGACUGUCCCUCAGCCAGGCAACCUCUACCCAGAAGGAACAUGCAGGGACCAGGGAGCCCUAUGGCUGGAUCUGAGUACUCCUGAGCUAGCUUCAGCUGCAGAACCCUCAAACCCUCAUCAGACCAAGACUAUGUUUCUUCCAUCAGUCUGGGGGCUCCUCAAGAGUAGGACCAGCCUGCCUUCAUCAUUCUCCACGUCCAGACCAGGGGUACUGCAAGACUAGGGACUGUCUUCUUGGCUAUUCAUGUGUCUAGUAUUCCUUUGCUGAGUUCUGGCUCUAUGUACAGAGUUGUGCUAGGCACUGCAGUUGCCACAUGAAUACGUCAAGGGCCCUGCAGAUGUGGACCCUUGCUAGGAAGCUCAUCCCCAGGGUUAGAUUUGGGCAUGGGCAGGGUGGAUGGUUCUGAGGUCAAGGGCAGACAGACAAUCAGCUGGUUUAUACCCAUAUGACAUUGCAGUUGUCUACAGCCCGUAUCCAUUUAUUUGGUCAAUACCCAUGCUGUACUGGCUGUUAACUAAAUAUUCCGAGUAUCACUUCUUUUGAAGGACAGCACUGCCUUCCUGGGGACCUCUACUAUAUUUCCCAGCCAGAAAGCAGAGCAAGACUCACCCCUCCUCCAUUGCCCACUCUCCUUAGUUAGCAGGAAGGAAAGGAAUGGUCGUGAUGAUAGAUCCUCACUUCUCACCUCUUUUUCUUGGUCAACUCAGGAGCCUUCCAGUCUCGGGGGAGGAAAGGGCCAAGAAAGGAGAAAGAGUGAUAGAAAUGAGAGGGUUCUGCCUCCCAGUACCAGAAGUUCCACCCUGGCUUUCAGCCCUCUAUUAGAAAACAGAUCCACCUAAGACAUCAUCGGUCUCUAACACCUCAGCUUUAUAGUCGAUGAAUACUGGGCUCUGGGCCCUGGCAGGGAUGGAGCAGGCCAAACAGGGGAGGGUACCAAUGGCCAACACAGCAGCCUUGCUCAGAGGCUGAGCUAUUUACCCUGGAGACCUGACUGUUCUGUGAUCCCACAAAAACAAGGUUGUCUUUUUUGAGCCCCAGUGUCCGGUUUUGUUCAUCUCAGAAUCAUUCUUUCACUCAUCUCUAAUAAAAGAUUUUUUUUUUUUUUUUUGGAAAUUCUAGUGGUUUUAUAUAUGUGAUCUGAAGAACAACAGAGAGAGGGAGAGAAUCUUAGGGCUUGGAAUUCUUUCUCUGGACCCUAUAAUGAGACAGCCUGGUGUAGAGCAGUGGUUUGCAACCAGGGGCAAUAUUGCCCAAAGGGACAUUUGGCAAUGCAGAAACUUUCUUAUUGUUCCCAACAGGAAGGUGCAACUGGCGACUAGCGGCUUCAAGUUGUCCCACUGAGAGUGAAAAAAUCGGUGUCUUUACCACCGACUCUGGUCUCUCGUUGGUUGGGAGGGUGCAUCUGGGGGUAUCAGGCACUUCCAGCCUGCCCCAAAACCCUCAGUCAGACAGAUGCAGGAAGAUGUCAGGGGCAUGUCUGGGAAUUGCCUGCAGGUGACCUCCAGGGAGAACAGGCAGGCAGAGGGGAUAUGGUAGGUACCCAUAGUGUCUGAUAUGGUUGAGCAGUGCAACCCUGGGCCUCUCUGGGCCUCAGUCUUCCCAUUAGUACAAUGAAGGGGUUGGACUUGUUUUCUUAGAGUCCUUUGAGCCCUGGUGAUAUAGGAGUCUUGGCUUCUUUUGUUGUCAUACAACUGUGGGACUGGGUGGAGUUUGAGAAAAGUCACAUUUUUAAAAAAGGCAAUCCUAAGUAACUGCAGGCAACUGUGUCUUCAACCUAGAGGGGCUUGCUUGGGGGUUGGUCAUAUGACCCAGAUCCAAAACUAUUAAAGCCUAACCUCCUAAAAGCAGCCUACAAAUGCUUUGUGUGGUCAGGCCCCACCCACUUCUGAUUUUCGACCUUGUUUCUCCCCACACUCCUCUCAUCUCUGUGUAGCAGCCACACUGAUUUUUCAUCUCCUCCAACCCUGACAAGCCAAGCACCCUCCCAUCCCUAAGCUUUACACAUUCCGAACUCCAGGAGGACUGUGUUGAUUCUCUCUGGAUGCCCAGGGCUAGAACUGCCUGGCACAUAGUAG